AUGGCCUGUUGUGCUGUUGGAGCUUACAUCGUCUUCCGCUUUCUCAACAUACACGAGAAAUUAUGUACUCUUUAUCCUCGCCAAAGCCAUGUCGAGCAUAGCCCUGCCCAACGACCGAAAUUCAUCAAAGGUGCCCAGGUCAGCAUCUUGAGUCUAGAUGGCCUAACCUGCGCGUCGUGUGUAUCCGAUGUUGAAGAAAUAAUCGGGUCUGUCCCCGGAGUCUUGAAGGCCACUGUUUCACUCGGCUUACUUCGAGCUCAAGUAGAAUUCUACAAUGAUGUUGUGACAGAGGAGAAUAUCAUUGAGACCAUCCGCUCUGCGGACUAUGAUGCCAAUCCACUGCCUUCAUCUAAAUCUCAGAGCUGGGCUAGUUUGUUAUCUAUUAUUCAAGAGCCCGGAAACUCCCAGCAACAUCAUGUUAAUUCAUAUCAACGAGACUUUCUUAUGGCAACUGCGGCUUCGGUGCUUUUCUUCGCGUCACGCACCAUCAAAGCCCUGUGGACGACGCAAAACAAUAAUAUAAACUUGAUUGCGUAUUUCACUGUUGCAAUGAGUUUAGUAUCUGGAUUACAACUCCAUGUUGAGGCUUUACGCUCUGCAUGGCACGGAAGAAGACCAAACAUGGCAACUCUUGCAUCACUGGGUAUCAUGUUGGCUCUUAUACAAGCUGUGACUGAUACUGUACAGACUGAAAUGAAUGGACUUCAUCGCAUCGAUCCAAAGUCCCUGGAGGCCAUUCCAAUUCUGUCUACAAGUGUCCUUAGCGGCCGCUUACUCAAAGCCAUCCUCUCCCAGCGAAACCGGGUCUUCGCAUCUCCGCUCUCAAAUCUUGUGCCUACCAUUGCCAGGGUAUACAGCACAGCUGCCGAAUAUUCUGAUAUUCCUGUUGAAUUAUUGUCUUCGGGCGAUCGCGUUAUUGUGAGCCAGGGAGAGCAAAUACCUUGCGAUGGAAUAGUCGAGAGCACGGAAUCGGCUCUAGUCAUAGAGACUUGGAUCAAUGGCUCCUUCGAGCCUAGACUGGUCGAAAACGGCGAUGCUGUAUAUGCGGGAGGUCAGGUACAACAAGGAUCGAUCGUCUGUAGGGCAACAGCCUGUGGGCGUUCGACUCGCCUAGGUCAACUCCUCACGUCCAUCGUGACGGCGGAAAUGGCCAACUCGGAGCCCCAACUUCAUCGUGCUACUUCAUGGUUCUCAAGUGCAGUCAUCCUGAUUACAAUAAGCAUACUCACAUUUUAUCUCGUGUUCACCAGGGGCAGCUGCUGGGCCGAUGGGCUGGGUCGAGCUUCAGCGUUGCUACUAGCUGCUUGCCCAUGCUCACUAAGUUUGAGCAUUCCAACUUGUAAACUACUGGCUACAGUGCGGGCAUCAAAGUUUGGAGUCCGGUUGGUGACUACUUACGCAAGACUGCGAAACGCUGCCUCAGCUCGAACUAUUCUCUUUGACAAGACUGGUACUCUCACACAUGGAGAUCUGAAAGUGACACAUACGAACUUCUCUAAGGAGUGGUAUUCAUCACAAAAGCAAGACAUAUUGUGGAGGGUUGUACAAGAAGUUGAAGCUGGGAACACCCACCCAGUUGCCCGAGCGCUUUUCCAAGAGAGUCAAUCAAGGAUAGGAGAGAAGCAAGAGUAUUUACCUAAAUUGGUGGUAUCUGAAAUCAACCACGAACUUGGUCGCGGGGCUCAAGCGUUUGUGACAGCCACUCAGCCGUUGUCUGAGUCCGGUGGAGUGUUCGCCACUUGGAAGUUGGCAAUUGGAAGCCGUGCGUAUAUCGAGAGCCUCGGAGUUUCCAUCGAUCUCAGUCAAAUUCCCGUGGAAAUGAGAAAUGGAAUUACAACGGCUGUUGUGCUGGCCGUUGAUGGCAAGCAGGCUGCCGUAUUUGUACUUCAAGAUACAGUUCGUUCCCAUGCUCACCAAGUCAUACGACAACUCAAAGACAUGGAUCUGGCUGUUGGAAUGAUUACUGGGGAUAACGCAGUCUCCGCUACUUCUGUCGCUCGCGAAGUAGGCAUUGAUUCAGACAUGGUAUUCUCCAAUGCACUUCCAGAAGAAAAGUCUCGCAUUCUAGCCUGCUUUCUUCAGCGCGGACCGGCUAUCUAUGUGGGUGACAACCACAACGACAUUUUAUGCUUUGCAUCUGCAUCGUUUAGUAUUUGUGUCGCAGGCUCGGAUAUGAAGUCUGAUGAUGCUGACUGUGCGGAUGCGACGUUGAUGCCGUCGGAGAUUCCUCCGCUGAGUCGCAUUCCGUUGAUGAUACUCUUGGCACGGCGUAUGAGACGCAUUGUGAUGCAGAACACUUGUUGGGCUGUUGUUUACAAUAUCUUAUCUUUAUUCCGUGUACUUGGUGUUAGUGAGACAACACCGCCUUCUCCCGUUUGGUCUAGUAUAGGAAUGGGACUCAGCAGUGUUGUUGUGCUAUGGAAUAGCUCAAGGGUGAAUUAG
Molecule: messenger RNA, 2442 nt
Organism: Fusarium fujikuroi IMI 58289
Lineage: Eukaryota; Fungi; Ascomycota; Sordariomycetes; Hypocreales; Nectriaceae
Product: related to P-type ATPase
Exons: 3
Coding region: 1-2442 (813 amino acids)
Biological process (GO): copper ion homeostasis
Cellular component (GO): membrane
Molecular function (GO): ATP binding; ATP hydrolysis activity; P-type divalent copper transporter activity
Source: RefSeq, a predicted model, not a curated record